GCAUUACCAGUUUAAAUUUAGUUUUCGUAACACGCUUCCGGAAUCAGAAUUUCAGUUUCAUUCGAUGAAACGCAAAACAGAGUAAUUAGAAACGCAUGAAAGGUAGCGAUGCUUGAUGUCACAUAAUGAUAAAUAACACCUGAAAGCAGUCAUUAAUUAGAAAACCAACAAUUGAAAUGAAUUUUCAUCCUAAUGCUAUGGCAGCUCGACACCAAAUGCCAGGUGCUGGACACCAAAUGCCUGGUGCUGGUAGAAACAUCGCCUACAUCAGACAACCAAUGGUCAGGAAUCCACAAGGACUCUCACCAAUUCCUCUAAACUUGAUGCAGGCAAUGCAAACGAAUCAGACUAUGAUGUCCGGAAAUCCUAUGAUGCUCCAGCACCCAAAUAUUGCUCAACCUGGCCAGGUCCUGUUGAGACAGGGACAACCAUUACUUCUGAGACAACCUAGAGCAAAUCUGCUACAGCAGCAGGCUCAGGGAUAUGUACGUAAUGGGAUUUCUGACGUUCCAGUCAGUGGAAUGCUUGGUUCAAGAUUUAACUUGAAUUUACAAGGACAGAGUAAUAGGAAAGUCAAUACUCUGAUUGGCCCAAGAGUUAAUAUGAAUCCACAAGGACAAGCACAGUUAAUGAAUGCCAGAGUUAAUCUAAAUUCAUCUCAACAGCCUGGUAACAGUGCUAUGGUUAGGAAUUUGCUAGGAAACAAUAUCCAGAUUCCUAGGCCAGCCUUUGUCCUUCAAAAUGGGCAAAAUAUGUUUACAUCUACUGUAAGCACCUCGUCACUGCAGACUAAUUCUGUAGUCUCAAGUUCUAGUGCAUCUCGGAUGGGAACUUCAUCAUCAUUAGAGGUAGUGCGGUUGGAAUCUAACCAAAGUCCCAAAGAAGCAAGUGCCUCCCCUCGUCCAACCACAAUAACAGAGAACAGUGGAUCUAUCCCUGAGACCUCCACCAGUUCCCCUGUCUGUACUGAUUCUACCACAGAAAAUACAAGCAAUAUCCCAAAGAGUAGUGAAACUACCAUAGUGCCUGCUGAUGAUAUAUCUCUAAGCACCCAGGGAUCAAAUCUUGUCAUUCCAACUGAAACCAGAGUCCUGCAUAGAGAAAAACCCUAUGAUAAAAUAGUACGCCCAAAUUAUGUAGCACUAACCGACCCAAAAAACCUCACAAGCAAUAAAAAGGAUUCAAAAGAUCUGUUGAUUGAAAGUUUACAAAAAGAGUUACUGAAGCUACAGAAGGAAAACUCGGAGCUGAAGGUGGAAAACAUGAAAUUAAAAGGAAAAGAGCUUGAUGUCGGAAACAAAGGUAUGGAUACAUCAUCAGAUUUAUUACUAGUCAACAUAGACUCAACUCGACAGCCACAGACAGGAGAGGCUGGGAAGAGUGUUCCUCUGUUAGAGGAGGAGGAGAUUGAUGAGGAGGUCUUAUUGAAUACUGACACUCAAACAGAAAGCAACAAACAGGGUGGUACGGAAAAUACGGAAAAUUCUCUUCAGGAGAAGAUCUCAGAUGAGCUACCUAAGCCUGAUUCAAACAAGACUGUCAUGAAAACCAAUACUGAUUCCUUGCUACCCAAUUCUCAAUGCUCGGAAAAUUCAGAGUCAGAUCCUACUGUUGACAAGAAAGAGGGGUCUAAUGACAGUGAAAUGAAGUAAUCAUCCCACCAAUUCAACAGUCAAGAUUGCGCAAUAUAUUUUUUAAGAAUAGACGUUGCCAUGGAUAUUACCGUAUGUGAUUAGACAGGAAUACAGUUAUUGCAUUGAUGGUGUUUGAAUUCAUAUGUGCAUGUGCUAUGUGACAAAUGUUGGUGAUUUUUACAUAGAUUGUUUGAUGUAAUUGUUCACAGAUUUUUUUUUAAAUAUUCACUUUGAUUGAAAAUCCAUGCAUCUUUAUACUUCUAUUACUGAAGAAAAAAAUUUGAAAACAUCAUUUAGAAUUUUUAUACUUUAUUGCUUUGAGGUGAACCUUUGACAUUAUCUUAUCAAUCAGUUUGAAAUUACAGUGUUAGUAAUUCUAAACAUCUUUAGUUGUUCCUGUUUCAUAAAUGAUUUCAUUGAGACUUAGGCUUAAAGUUUCUAUGUUUGCUGACUUGUAUUGCUACUUUAGGAAACCAGAUAUUGAUUGACUCUUGUUGGUUUUAAUGAACAUGUUUAAGUAUUUGAUUCCUGUAUGUGGUUUACUUUUUUAUGAAGAAAUGUGAUGCAUAUUUUAAUAUCAAAUGCAGGGUCAUCAAUUUCAAUUCAGGUAUGAGUAAAUAAGCCUUUACUACUUACAAAGGUAAAUGUAAAAAGAUAUUCAGCAUAUCUCUACUUUUGUAAGAAAUGGAUUUGAGAUGCAUUUUUUAAUAUUUUCUUUUUUUGAAUUCACUCUCUGAAGUGGCCAUACAUACACACAUAUUCCUCAGGUACUUGGAUGAUAGUACUUUGAAAUUCAUAAUAUGUAUGUCCUGGUUUGCUGUACAUGUUACUUAGGUAUAAGUAGGAUUGAAUUUUAUGCCUAUGGCAGUCAUCUUUCAGCAAUUUUAACUUGGUCAUCACUUUUGACAUGUGUAAGAUAGAGAGCUCAUACAUGGUGAACUGCAAAGUUAAGACAAAAGGUUUGUGGCUGAUAAAAGUUAUGUUCCCUUUUGCCACAACUUGUUCGUGCAUGGAGCAUAGCAUUUCAUAUCUUGUUUUUGCUGUUUAUUUUACAUGUUUUGCAGAUAAGAUGUUUGCUUUAUUUACUAGCACUUGAAUCAACCUUAACAUACAGAAAUUACAAAAAAAUUGUAUGGUUUCCCUUUACUCUUGUAUUUCAUUUUUGACAUGCGAAAACAGAGUAUUGUAAUGGAGAUUAGAAAAAAUUUAGGUUGAGCAGUUAAAAUUAAUGAUUGGACACAUCUUGUGCAUGUAUUGCUUGGUAUCUUUAGUAUCUGUUAGGUAAUUCUAAGAUUCCUUGUUGUUUGUGUAGAGUUUAAGUAGCUGGUCUCAUAAAUACUUGUACCUUGUAGCAUUUAUGCCCAUAAUUGUUUAGUUUUAAUCAGGCUUCAUGUAUCAUAAUAGAAUCAUUCCAGGAUCACUCGGAGCCAGUGACUUGCUGAAUUUGACAGCUGUCAAAAUAUGUCACAGUAGCUGGAACAUUAUUUAAUUUGUCAACCCAGUAUUGGAAUUUAUUUCUCUUCCUGCAAGCACCUGUUUUUAGCUCAAGUGAGCUGAAGGCUUUAAUGAACCUUUCUGAUCAAAAUUAAUCUGGUGCAUGUUGUCUUCAUUAUUGUCAUUAUUAUUUCCCAUUUUCAUCUUCUCUAGAACCACAGGGCCAAUUUCAAUCAAACGUGGCACAAAUCAUCCUUGGAUGAGAGGAUUCAAGUUUGUUCAAAUGAAGGAUCAUGUCCCUUUCAAAGGAGGGAUAUCAAGAAAAGGCAAAUUAGCAGAGUUUAUUAAAAAAUCUUCCCAAGAACCAAUGGGCCAGAAAAGUUGAAAUUUUUUAUGAAAUCUUCCUGACAUUAUGUAGAUUGAAUUUAGGUAAAGUCAUGGCUCUUGAGGAUAGGACGAGGCCAUACUGGGAUCAAAGUGUUACAUGGGGAUAUGUAGGAAAAGUCUUUGAAAAUAUCUAUUGAACAAAGUCAAGAACAGAACCUUGAUUAGUCAUAUUAAUAUGCAAGUAUCUCCAGGUAGUGCCCAGGGAUAGGGUGGGACCACAAUGGGUGAUCAAAGUUUUAGAUAAAAAUAUAGAGAGAAACUUUAAAAAAAAAAAAAUCUUUUUCUCAAGAACAGUAGGGCCAAAAUUAGUCAUACUGAUAUUCAAGCAUCUUAAGGUAGUGCAAACUCGAGCUUAAUUGUUCAAUUCUGAGGGUAGGGUUGGACUGCAAUAGGAGAUCAAUUCUUUAUAUGGGAAUAUACAGGAAAUUGAUUAAAACAAAUUCUUUUCAAAAGUAAAAGGGCCACACUUGAUCAUACAAAAUGCAAAUAUUUCUAAGAUUCUAGUAUUUUAUUAUGCCCAUGACUAAAGAUGGGGCAUAUUGUUUUUGUCCUGUCUGUCUUAAACUUUAACCUUGCUGAUAAUUUUUGAAUGGUGAGUUACAUGAGAUUCUCAUAUUUCUUGUGACAAGACCUUUCUUUUGGUACCAAAGUUUUUAAACUUGUGACCUUGGUCUUGGAAUUUGUCCUUCCUUUAAAAAAACCUAACAUGAGCAAUAUCUCCAGAACUACGGUAUUUAAGGUAGGACUAUCAUACUUUGUAUAUACUAGAUUUCUUAUGGCAAGAAAUAUCAUUUGAUAACAUAAUGUCUGACCUUAUCAGCUUUACUUUGGAGUUUGACCCUAAUUUCAAAACUUUAUAUGAAACUUUAACCUUGCUCAUAAGUUUUGAAUAGUGAGUGAUGUAUCUCUCAUAUUUGAUGUAUGAAUUCCUUGUGAAAAGACCUUUCUUUUUGGUACCAAAGUUACCUUGAACUUGCAUUUUUACUUAGAUGCCUUUAAGAAAACUUACCUUGGGCAAUAUCUCCUUAACUGUUUAAGGUAGGGCUUUCAUGUGUAUAUAUAUUCUAUGUGGCAAGACCUUACCUUUCAUCCCAUGAUUUGUGACCUUAUCUUAUGGUUAUAUUGUGACCCUUUAGGGCUAAUAUCGGAUCAAAAUUUUUCAUAAUAAAUAUUGAAAAACAUCGUUUUAAAAAUCACAACAGCUGCGCCAGGGUAUUUCGGUGAGUGAUGUAGCCCAUGUGCCUCGUGUUAAGUAGUCUUGCAAGAAUCUGAAAACACUUUAAUUUUGACCAAUUAAAUGAUACAAUAUGUAUUUCAGUUACUGUCACAUUUUGUCAACCAUCAAAUACAUUGAGUUACUUGCUCAUACCUGGAAUAAUUCUAUAUAUAUGUAUAGUUUAUUUCUUAUGCUAAAUGUAUUUUGGAUCGAAUAUUUUCAUAUACAAUGCUUAAAUUCUCUAGGUUUUUUUUUUUUUUUUUUUAUUGUUUGUUGGUUUUUUUUUUAUUUUUCUUUGAUAUCUAAAUUUUCAUAGAUGCUUAUAGUCCAUGAAUUUAUAACAAAAAUGAUACUUGCAGCUUUGUAGCUCUCGGGCAAAAAUAAUUCCAGUUUUCCCACCUGCGAGCUUAAUUAAGUUUUACAAUGCCAUUUUUUGUGUUAGAUGGAUCCACAGGUUUAUCCAUGAGAUCACAUCCUCACAAAAACAGAAAAUGUUACACACCAUGAAAAAUGGCCCCUGUGAAAUAGAGAAUAUAAAAUAUGGUUACAGCAAACAUGCUUUUAAUGAAUUGACACCAAUUGCGAAGUGAUUUCAUCCCCUGUAAUUUUUAACAUAUUAGGAACUUGUUGGAUAUACAGAAUUAUGUUUAUUACAAAUCAAAUCUGUUUAUCCCCAGCACUUUACUAAAAGUGUUUGACUGUGUAAGGUUUUGCAUCCCUCCAGGUCCUGAAAAAUAGAUCAUGUGAUUUUUCAAAUUUUAUUUGCUUGGAAUUCAAGGACUUUUUCAAAGACUGAGCAUCAAAAUUUGCUAUAGGAAGAAAACUAUACCUGUUUCUGAUGCAAUAUGAAUCACAGUUUUUAUUUUCAGUGGGUUAAAGUUACAUUACAUAUAUACUACUGUACUGUGAGGUCUUAUCAAUGUAAACUUAAGUACAUGUUGUAAAACCAGUAGAAAAGUCGUGAGAAAAGUAGACAGGGAAAUCCAGGAAUUUGAUAUGAUUUGGACAAUCAAAUAUUUCCUUGAUAAGGGUUGCUUUGCUGAGGGAUGUACAUUGUUGAAAUAGAUAUUUGGGGAGGGGAUCUAUGUUUGUUCCUUUGAUGGAAAAUUUGGGGCAUAUAUCAAUUCACUGAAUGUCAUCAGAAUUCACUUGCAGUAAAUGUAUCCUCCUAUUCUUUAGUUUAGAAGAUGGAACAUUUGUUGUACUUUUUUUUAUCAAAUGUUAAAUGUUUGGGAGAAAAAGUGUUUUAAGUGAAAACAUCGAAUAUUCAUAGGACAUGUAAGUAUUACAUUGGUUCUGUACAAUUAAUUAAGGAAUUAAAUUUACCACCGUUUUGUUAUGUACAGUAAUGUGUUGCAGUUUCUCUUACGUUCCAUAAAUACAUUGACCUUUCAACUUUACAUGAAAACAUAGAAAGAAACAAGUCUAAAUACAUAAAGAAGGACAGAACAUUGGUAAAUUAAAAUACGAUGAUGUAUAUUGACAUAAACCAUAUUUGUCACAUUUCAUUUGAUUGUAUGUUUAAUAUUCUAGUACGUCAAAAUGGUGUGAUGUGUUAUCGAGAAGAAUGUCUAUAUUAUAUUAGGUUUAGGUAUUUUGGUAGUUUGGGUUAUAUUUAGCAUUGGCCAAGAGAAAAACAGACUACUGAAUGAGUUUAAAAUUUGGCCAUAAAGCAUAAAAUGCCUUGUGUCUCUUUAGUGCAUGUAGUAAUCAUAUGUCUACAUGCACCAACUCGACGGGAAUUUUUUUUAUAUCAUUGAAAAUUUUGAAGAUAAUGUGAAACCUCUUGCAUCAAUCACAACAACAGCAUGGAAUCCAUAGUCUCGAAAGAAAAUGUAUUUCAUGUUGUUUUUCAUUUUUACAUAAUACGUCUUGUAUGAACUUUUGUUUUAAAGCAAACAUUCUUAAAGUUGAAGUGAUUUUUUCCCCACAUGAGAUCAUCUUUUGGCUUGGUAUAUUCAUUAGGUGUGGAAUUACUUAUUUUAGACAAAGAUUUAUUUUUUGGUAAAGUACUUGUUUGUCUUUUUUCUUGUCAGUCUUUGUAAUUUUCUACUGAGGUGGUUUCAUGACAUCAUGUAAUGAGAUCUUUUGACUGUUGUUGACUUCUUCUGAUCAGUAGCCAAUAAAGGUGUUCACACUAUUGAAUAUCAAAAA
This is a messenger RNA of Ostrea edulis (European flat oyster), 6825 nucleotides long. RefSeq lists its product as uncharacterized. NCBI's taxonomy places the organism in Eukaryota, Metazoa, Mollusca, Bivalvia, Ostreida, Ostreidae. The transcript is spliced from 4 exons. Bases 177 to 1652 code for a protein of 491 amino acids. The record is from RefSeq and is a predicted model, not a curated record.